AUGGGUCGCUGCCUGCUGCUGCUGCACCUGCUGCUCAUCCUGUGCUCACAGCUGGACCUGCUCCAAGGUGAGGCGCUGGGGAGCAGUGGAGGGCAGUGGGGACUGACGAGGAUCCGGGAUCUGGGGGAGUGGUGCUUUCCAGCUCCAGGACCCCAGCAUACGGGUGUUGCAAGGCGAGUGUGCCCCGUGGGCCCCAGUCAGAGUCGCAGGUGUGUGCAAGAGCAGCCCACAGCCUGUGCGGGUGAAUCAGGCUUCCUCCCUGACUUACCCCCCCUCCUCCCUCUGAUCUCAUCCUACCCUCCUCCAUCCCUGGGAGUCGAGGGGGAUCUUGUUUGUGCUCCUCCCAGGUAUGAGCCAAGCACCCAGAAAUCCCCAGCUUUCAGCCACGUCAUCGGGCCUGGGAACCGGCCACUGUCCAGGCUGGGAGUCGCCCAGAGGGUGUGCUCGCUCCUGACCCGUGGGAACGCAGGGCCCAGAGAGCCUCAGGAUGCUCAUUUUCUCUUUCCAGCUCUGCAAUGUUUCCAGUGUAAACAAGUCAAUGCCAAUGGGGUUUGCGAGGAUGGGAAAAGUACCUGCCAGGCUGAAGGCAACCAGCAAUGCUUUCUGAGGAAGGUCUAUAAAGAUAACAUCCUUUCGUACGGAUACCAAGGUUGUAGCAGCGUGUGUUCCCCUAUGACGAUCUUUAGUACGGAUGUUAAUUUGGAGGAGAAAUGUUGCAAUGACUCAUCUUUCUGCAACAAGUUCUAAAGAUGGGGCCCAGCUUCGCCCUAACCUGCUAGAGGAGGCUGAUUCAACACACUUUUCAACUCUCACGAUCUUUACAACUACUGUGCGCUGACCACAGGUUCCCCAGAGGGGACCUGACACAACCUGCUAGUUGUGUGCUAGGCCCAGUCACCCUUCUCUUUGCCUCAUUGUGAGAUGUCACCGGGAGAGUCUUUAACAUCCAACCUGGGUGAAGAGUGGUGGGCACCAGUAGGUCCAAGCAUGAUUUCUUCCUUUCAAAAUCCUAAUGACGAGUCACAUUGAUUUUCACUUUAAAAAGGCAGGGUCUGUGGGAUACUGUGGGGUCUGUGAUUCUGGGUGUUCUGGAGGCAGCCAACUGAAGGAAGAGGGAGAGUCCUCAGAAGCUCAAAAGCAUAGGCAAUGAGUUGGCUGUAAAUGAUGUCUUAGGUGGUGGUGAGCUGCUGUAACAAGAAUCUCUGAAAUGUUGAUGUCUUAAAACAGUAAUAAUAAUAAAUGA
Messenger RNA from Canis lupus familiaris (dog), 1243 nucleotides. Its product is annotated as acrosomal protein SP-10-like. The transcript has 4 exons. The record is from RefSeq and is a predicted model, not a curated record. Bases 1 to 747 code for a protein of 248 amino acids. Lineage: Eukaryota; Metazoa; Chordata; Mammalia; Carnivora; Canidae.